CCCGUUACUUGCGCUGAGGCUGCUGGCACAUAAAAUCCAGUCCCCUCAGGAGAGGGAAGCUCUCCAUGCUCUCACAGUGCUGGAGACCUGUGUGAACAACUGUGGUGACAGAUUUCACAGUGAAAUAGCAAAAUUCAGGUUUCUGAAUGAGCUGAUUAAAGUGCUUUCCCCAAAGUACUAUGGAACUUGGUCUUCAGAAAAAGUCAAGUUGAGGGUUACAGAAGUGCUAUUCAGCUGGACAGUGUGGUUUCCUCAGGAAGUCAAAAUCCGGGAUGCUUAUCAGAUGCUGAAGAAACAAGGGAUUGUAAAAGAAGAUCCCAAAUUGCCAGAAGACAAAAUUUUACCUCCCCCUUCUCCAAGACCUCAGAAUUCCAUUUUUGACACAGACGAAGAGAAAUCCAAGCUCCUGGCCAAGCUGCUGAAGAGCAGCCACCCCAAGGACCUGCAGGCAGCAAACCACCUGAUCCAGAGCGUAAUUAAAGAGGAACAAGAGAAGUCAGCUCAGGUGUCCCGAAGAGUGAAUGCCCUCAGUGAGGUUUCUGAGAAUGUAAAACGUAUGGAUGAGUUGCUGGAGAGCUACAGGAGACAAGAAUUAUCCCCAGCUGACCAGGAGGCCCUACAGGCUCUGUCCCAGCGCUGUGAGAAGCUCAGGCCACUGCUGUUCCGCCUAGCCAGCGAGGCGGUGGCUGACGAUGAGGUGCUCGCUGAGAUCCUGCAGGCCAGCGACAAGCUCACGAGGGCGCUGGGGCAGUACAGGCAGGUUGUAGCCAGCCAGAACGGGAAUGGAGGAGCCACUGAUGCACCAGCAUGCCGCCCAGCCCCGCGGCGCAUGAAGAGCUACACCCUGAUGGACUUCUCUGAGCUGGAGGCCACAGCCCAGUCUCCCACAGAUCCCUUUGAAGACAUCCCCUCCACCUCCCGCCACAGCAGCACCACCUCCACCUGCCUGCUCGAGGAGGAGUUACUCUCCUUAGGUCUCAGCGACUCUCCUGUUGUACAGAAACCACCACCUGAUUUUGGCUUUGCAGAGAUCUUCAGUGCAGGGACCAUCAUGACAUGUUUAUCCACUCUGCCAUGGGAUUUAUCACCAGUGAAAUUGCCCUUUCCAGAUCUUCCAAACAGCUCAAUGACAGAUCCUCCACUCCUCAGUCCAGGCUGUGAGCUGAAGCCUGCUGCCUCUUUGCAUUCAGCUUCCUGUGUUGCUUCUCUAAGAAACCUUUUUGUCCCUUUAAUUUCAAUUACACCAAGCAGUGUCUGUCCACUCACUGUGUAUGACAGGAAUGGUUUCAAGGUCAUGCUCCACUUCUCCAGAGACCCAGCUCCAGGCCGGCCAGAUGUGCUGGUGAUGGUUCUGUCAAUGCUGAGCACCUCAGCCCACCCCAUUAAGGACAUAGCAUUCCAGGCUGCAGUCCCAAAGAGCAUGAAAAUAAAGCUCCAGCCAGCCUCUGGCUCUGAGCUGCCAGCCUUCAGCCCCCUCCUCCCACCUGCAGUGGUGUCCCAGGUGCUGCUGCUCGCCAACCCACACAAGGAUCCCAUCCGACUGAGGUACAGACUGGUGUUCACACAGGGCCUGCAGCCUUUCAGCGAGGUGGGAGAGGUGACUGGAUUCCCAGAAGCAGAGCUCUGGGGCAGGAGCUGA
Acanthisitta chloris (rifleman) is the source of this 1639-nucleotide messenger RNA. It is a transcript of the gene GGA2, whose product is annotated as golgi-associated, gamma adaptin ear containing, ARF binding protein 2. The record is from RefSeq and is a predicted model, not a curated record. Gene Ontology annotation, molecular function: ubiquitin binding; phosphatidylinositol binding; small GTPase binding. Lineage: Eukaryota; Metazoa; Chordata; Aves; Passeriformes; Acanthisittidae. The annotation marks the transcript as partial. The transcript is spliced from 15 exons. Gene Ontology annotation, cellular component: trans-Golgi network. Gene Ontology annotation, biological process: intracellular protein transport; vesicle-mediated transport.